AUGGCUCCGAAAUCACCAUUGCAAACAUUGCCCAACCCAGGAAUAACUUCGACAGCAUUUGCUGCCACCUUUAACGUCACCUUCACCCCUUCCUCGGUCAGUGAUCUAUCAAACUUUUCUUCUGUCGAAAAUCACCUCAAUAAUAUGCUUGUCAAUUACAAACUUGAGCAACAGGGCUUCCCUCAGUUUUCGAGAUUUCCCCUUGAAAUUCAGCGCAAGAUCUGGAUAUGCACACUCCCCGAUCCAAGGGUUAUCCCCAUAUCAUAUGAUGAUAUCACCCAAGUUUGCCAGAGUACCAGUUCAGUUCCAAUAGCCUUACACAUUUGUAGUGUCUCUAGAAUUGAGGCAUUGAGAUUCUACUCGUUAUCUUUCGGCACCACGAACGAAAAUGGCCGGAUUUACUUUAGAUUCGGAUUUGAUAUACCUCUCUUAUUGACAAAUAUCUACGAUAGAACCCAACCUACUAAGCUGCCAGCUAAAAGGUUUGAAAGCUUCAUCAACAGUGCUUGCAACCUUGAAAAUCUUGAUGCAAUUGCUAUGAUACCUGGACUGGUCAAGUCAAUCUUUGGCCCUCAUCCAAGACCAUGCCCAUAUCUCUGCAACACGAUCGUCGAGAAAAUGCCAAAUUUGACGCAUCUGUUAUCUGCAAAUUGUACUAGGGAAACAGAUGAACUGCCUAUUGGUAUGUCUGGAUAUCUUGCGGGUUAUAGGACUAUCGGCACCAAAGUAUGCAGUGAUCUAUCCUUAUCCAUGAAGUCAUAUGCACUGAAUGAAGACGCUCAACGCCGGACCGACAGUUUCAAAAGGUUCUGGAAUAUUUGUUGGUGCCAGACUUAUCUGGAGCUGCAUGGCCUACCUUUAGUGUUGGUGCAGGAGAAGGACCUAGAAGUUGGUGAAAUCAGGCGAUUUUCUCGCAUAGGAAAUGAAUGGGGACAUUCCCCGUGGAUUCGAUCUGUGCUAGGCUAUUCUCGUCCGGCUUGA
This is a messenger RNA of Botrytis byssoidea, 981 nucleotides long. RefSeq lists its product as uncharacterized. The transcript has a single exon. The record is from RefSeq and is a predicted model, not a curated record. Lineage: Eukaryota; Fungi; Ascomycota; Leotiomycetes; Helotiales; Sclerotiniaceae. The coding region runs from base 1 to 981 and encodes 326 amino acids.